AUGUCCACUGCUUCACCAGACAAGCCGCCCAGGAAAAACAAGAAGAACAGAGAGCCACUGUCAGAAGCUGAUCCAUCCGAGAGCGAGAAGCCCAGGAAAUCCAAGAAAGUGAAGGCAGACAAACCUGCCGCAACCUCCUCCGUCGACACGGACGCGUCGCACCCUCUUGUGGAACCUGAAAAGACGGAGAAGAAAAAGAAGCGCAAGCACGCAGAGGAGGAGGGCGCUGUAGAUUUUUCGAAGAGCACGGUCUUGACGGAGGAAGCCAAGGAGAAAAAGAAGAAACGCAAACACGGAGAGGCAGCGGCUGAGAAAAGUGCGACUGGCGUUGAGGACGAGGGGGAAGACGGUGAAAGGAGGAGAAAGAAGAGAAAGAAGCACGCCGAACACCCAGACGGGGCGCAUACUCACCAGAAGGAUGCAAAGGGCGAGAGCAAAGCGGAUGGUGACGUCGAUGCAGAGGAGCGACCUGCCACUACGCUUAAGAGAGAUAGGAAGAAGAAAGAUAAGAAGAAGCGUAUAGACGCGGACGACGGUGAGGAGGAGGAGGAAGGGGAGGGAGCUCCCAAAAAGAAGAGCAAGAAGAAGCGGAAGCGCAGCUCUGCGUCUGGGUUCCCUGACCCUACCGAGGAUGAGUCGUUGAGCGAGCAGGCCCGUAAAGCUCUGGAGUAUGCCUUCACGCAGUUCGAAGACCCAGGCAGCUGGAAAUUCCACAAGGCCAGGCAAAACUGGCUUAUCCGCAACAUCUGGUCCGAGGAAGCCAUACCUGACACAUACAUACCACUGGCUACGCGCUACUUGCAAGGCGUACAAGGGGGCGCUCGGGAGACCCUCGUCAAGACGUGUCAAGAAGCGCUGCAGCCUCCUCAACUUUCCACAAUUGACGAAAAUACACUCGCGAGGGACGAAGCGUCGUCGAGCAAACCUGUGCAAACCAAAGAACCGACGGACGCGCCGUUGAAGACGAAGCGGACUGUAAAGUUCACGGUCGAGGGCGACAAUGCACCUGCUGACUCGAUCAACGACACGAAACGACAACGAGCAGCAACAUUGCUCGCAGCUCUCACGUGA
Molecule: messenger RNA, 1071 nt
Organism: Dichomitus squalens LYAD-421 SS1
Lineage: Eukaryota; Fungi; Basidiomycota; Agaricomycetes; Polyporales; Polyporaceae
Exons: 4
Coding region: 1-1071 (356 amino acids)
Source: RefSeq, a predicted model, not a curated record